CUUUUUUUUUUUUUUUUUUUUUGCCUGUUUAAGAACUUUGUAUAUCAUUAUCCGUGUAUGAUGCAAAUUAAUUUUUUCGAACUACAUCCAGUCACAACAUUUUUUGCAUUCUGCACAGCAGCAGAAGCUAUUUCAUUUCACAUGAUAUUCACGAAAAUGCAUAAUCGAACUCAGACAUUCCAAAGUGAUUGCGCCAUGAUUAAGAGAGGUUGCAUUCCUGGGGAAUCCCCUGUGGAAAUCUCUUGUUAUCAGCGCAGUAAUUGUAGAUCAUGUAGUUCUUCUGCGCCCAUUUCAUCCUUUCUUGGCCCGUGGUGUCCAUCUCCUCCGACAACCACUGUGAAGAAGAGGAAUCCGGAGUCGUUGACGCUGCUGCAGAGCAAGAAGAUUUGCCGUUGGUCCACACGCAGGCAUUGGCAUUGAAGCCGCGGUAGGAGGCUGUGAAUGGAGCGUUCGACCAAUCCGUCUUCACCAGCCCGCCCUUCGUAGCCCAGUCGUCGGCGUUCCACAGGCUGGAGUAAAUCCUCAUCGGCUGAUUCUUUGGGAACGCGACGCCGUUGCUAUCCAUGUUCUUGAACUCCCUGAUCGGAGUGCCAUCCACU
This is a messenger RNA of Linum tenue, 599 nucleotides long. Lineage: Eukaryota; Viridiplantae; Streptophyta; Magnoliopsida; Malpighiales; Linaceae. The record is from the annotation of a GenBank genome assembly.